CUCAACUUUUUUGACUAUGUAGAGUUGUCAGAACUUCAAUAUUGUUGAUAUUGACGCAGAUCGUGUGCUUUUUGUAGAACAUCCUGUGACUUUGAACGUAUGGAAACUACGACUCAGAAUUCAACGCUGUGGGUUUCACCAGGGGACUUCCAAAUAAAGAAUCAGAAGUAACCACCCUCUCGAGGGUCCAGGAUCACAUACAAGAAGUACAUCACUUCCUGUGUUCAAGUGGUGUGGCUGCGCCUUUCAACUUUACUAGUGAAAGCAGUGCGCUCCAGUGAUAGCUGGUGGACGACGUCGAUCAGUAUUGGAGGGAAACCUAUUACUCUGACCUCCUUCCAGGGGUUAAGUGGCCCUACACUUAUACGCUGAAGAAAUGGGAAAAUCGCUCUAGUGUCUUGCAGCUCCCCUGGCCAGUGACCAGAGUAGACAGCUUGAGCCAUCAGCUCCAGCAGAUUGUCUAACUUGCGGUGGAGAUGAACAUGGGACUUUAACAUGGACCAGCUUGAACAUGCCCAGAAAAAGACACUUGUCCCCGUGAGCUGCACCUCCUCUCCUCAGAGGGACCGUGAUAGAUAAUCAUCAGAGUGAAACUGGAAUGGAUGUAAAUGAACAGUAAACAAAUCACCCCAACUGGGAACUAUUGAAAUCCUUGGAAGUUCUUGCCCAGCCCGCAAAACCGCAAAAUUAAUGUUUUCACAUUAAUUGAGGUACACUACAUCAAUAUUUUGGAACACUUUAUCAGAACAUUCCCUCCUCAAGUGCCUUUUUGUAUCUGGUGUUUCCGGUCUUUUGUUCCUAUCCAGUCUGAUGAAGAGCACAUAGCUCGAAAAUAAAACAAAAAGAAAAACGGGUGUGCGGACGUUCCAUCUUUUCAUAUUUUCAUCGUGUCUCACCUUUUGUCCUGCACCUGCACUGCGUCUUGGAUGUGCGCACCUGUCUACCUCACUUUUGUUCCUGCCAUCUGGAAGGGUCACAUUCCAACACAAGUGACUUGCCCACCAUACCAGUUCACCAGCGUCUGUUACUUCAUUGUGUGUACAUCGCCACACUCCCCACAGAUCACUCUCUGAUACAGAGAGCAUUCGCAGAUUUAUUUUUUUGUUUUUAAACUUUUUUACCUAUAUAAACCUAUUUUUUUAAAACAUCAAGUGAUUCUUGUAGUUUGCAUGCUGAACUUCGUGGCCAUGGAUUUCCCAGCGGGUAUAGAGCUUCUCUCGGAGGUAUGAGAGACCGCCACAGAAGAGGAGCACGUUGCUGUCACUGCUAAGCCAUUCCUCCUCUCCCUCCUCCUCCUCCUCCUCCUCCACUUGCCACCCUCACUGAAAUCUAAGUGUCCAAGCGAGACGAGACAAAGCGUUGAGCUAAGAGCGCACGCCCGCCUGCUUGCCUCGCCUCGCCUCGCCUGCCUGCCUGGCCGGCCUGCCUGCCUGGCCUGCCUGGCCGGCCUAGCUGGCUGCGUAACCCAGUCGUCUCCUGCUGUAGUCGGCGGUGGCCAUGUUUAAGCUACAGUCCAAAUGGCGCUACCUGGUGAUGUUCCUGGGCGUGCAGCUGGUGGUCAUGGCGUUGCUGUCGCAGCGGGACGGCUACCAGCGCCGCGUCUCCUACUUUUUCCGCAUCUUCCGCAGGACGGACCACGGCGGCACCACCGCCUCGGCCCACGGUGCCAACUUGCGCGGCCGCAAUGCCACCCUGACGGGAGGGGACAUUUACUCCAACCUGUCCAUACUGGCACGUAACCUCGCCAAGGAGGAGCUCCCUCUCUGCCCCAAAAAGUCACCCCUCAUAGGUGGGCCGUUCCAUGUCACCUUCCCCUCUGGCCUGACGCUGGGCCAGGUGGAGCAUAGGAACCCCCUGGUGACACGGGGCGGUCGCUACAGGCCCCCCAACUGCCAGGCCAGGCACCGCACCGCCAUCAUCAUUCCCCACAGGAACCGGGAACACCACCUCAAGUUCCUGCUCUACUACCUGCACCCCUUCCUGCAGAGGCAGCAGCUAGAGUAUGGCAUCUAUAUCAUACAGCAGCAAGGCGACUACACGUUUAACCGGGCCAAGCUGAUGAACGUUGGGUUCCGGGAGGCGAUGCGAGAAGAGGAGUGGGACUGCCUCUUCUUCCACGACGUGGACCUGAUCCCAGAGGACGACCGCAACUCCUACACCUGCGAUCUCUUCCCCAAGCACGCAGCCAUCGCCAUGGACAAGUUUGGAUACAAGCUGCCAUAUAAGAUGUAUUUCGGGGGGGUCUCGGCCCUGAGUCCCCUGCAGUACCUCAAGAUGAAUGGUUUCCCCAACAACUACUGGGGCUGGGGUGGCGAGGACGACGACAUCGGGAUCAGGGUGUCUCUGGGCGGCAUGGCAAUCUCUCGGCCGUCGCUCAACAUCGGGCGCUACAGGAUGAUCAAGCAUAAACUGGACGAAGGCAACGAGAGGAAUCCAGAGAGGUUCAACAUGUUGGCCAAGACGCGGGAGACUUGGAAGCAAGAUGGCAUGAACUCUCUGGAGUAUGAUCUGAUCUCCCGGGUCUACCUGCCCCUCUACACCAACAUCACAGUCAACAUCGGCACAGAGGAGGGCCUUCACCCACUCCCCAAAGCCGACGACGGUGAGGCCAAAGCAGAGGACAACGCAGUGCCGAAUCUGUGAGGACACGUGUGUGUUUAUGGUGAAGAGAACAAAAAACAAUGGUGGUGUGGGUGGGGGUCUAGAGGUAGACACACCCUCCCUCCCCAACAGCCUGGAACUAAAUGGAUGUCAUCAUACUCUAUUGGCUCCCACAUUCCGUGGACCUCUGGCAGUGCCAUUUGGGGACCAAUCUUUUUUUUUUUCACGCUACUGCCUUUUUUCCAUCCCAUUCCCCCCACAACCUCUGAACUGCAUUGAGACUGCAGCAUUCUGCCAUGUUCCCCAGUAGUGACUAUGACACGAGGAUUGGCACUGGGGGGUGAGGGGGAUAUAAAUAUAUGAAAAUAUGUCUAUUUUUUUUCAGGCUCAUUUUCUGGUGCACAUAUUCUCUUCUCAAACAGAGGAAGACUGUGGUGGUGAAACUAAAAAAAGAAAUUAGACCAUUGAAUGUAUCUAUUGGUGUGUGAUUUACAACAACGUCAUUGUCCCUGCCCCACCCCACCCCCUUCGCUCCAUCACCCACCCAGCUCCCCAUCGGCACAUGACAUUUGACCGUUUGUUUGCUGUCAAAAGAAGCGACCUGGGGUGCAUUUCUCGAGGACAAUGUUAGCCUGUUAGCAACUUCUGUAGUGGCCAAUGGGAAAAUGCAUUGAAAACAACAAAGUAGCUAAUGUAGUAAGCAACUUUGGUUUGGAGAAAUGCACCCAUGGGUUGUGUCAGCAGGGAGAUACGAUUUCAACUUUCUUUUCUUUGAAAAAUUCAAAAACCUGUGGCCUUAGCAUACUGAUGUAUUUUUUUCAGUUAUACAUUCUGUGCGUCGCUGUGUUUGUGCGUGCGUGCGUGUAUGUGAGUGCGUGUGUGUAUGUGUACACACACGUGGGCCUGGGUGUGGUGGUUGCAUGCAGUCAUUUGUGUGAGUGUACAUUUGCUUGCCUAAAAAAUGUUUCCAUACAAGUUAAAAUAACCCUAUGAAACACAGUUCAGAAGUGUGAUUAGUGGGAAGGCUGCAUCAUCACCGGUAGCCAGGACGCGCCCUCCUAGUGACGCAACACUUUCUGCCUUGCUUCUAGUCAGGCCAAGAGCAAUGUAAAUAUCGCUUCUGAUCUCCAGAAAAAUCGGGAACUCCUCCCACUUUGUCGAAAACCAGUAGCAAACCUAGCGAGGCGGGUCAACCAUGCCAUUUGGGAAACGUUAAUUGUUAUGUUCUUGGUCAGACCAAGUCUCGAAGAGAUUUGAAAAUCGAUGAUAAUCAGGCUACAUCACCAGUCCCUAUGGUGAGUCUGGGGAUUGAAAGGAGACAAGG
Molecule: messenger RNA, 3925 nt
Organism: Engraulis encrasicolus (European anchovy)
Lineage: Eukaryota; Metazoa; Chordata; Actinopteri; Clupeiformes; Engraulidae
Product: beta-1,4-galactosyltransferase 3
Exons: 8
Coding region: 1498-2643 (381 amino acids)
Biological process (GO): carbohydrate metabolic process
Cellular component (GO): Golgi apparatus
Molecular function (GO): galactosyltransferase activity
Source: RefSeq, a predicted model, not a curated record